AUGACUAGCCACGCCAGAGUGCACAUCGAGACGGACGAUGACUGGCCCCAGUCACCACGAAAGAGACUACGCUCCGAUUCCAGUGGUGCCCAUGCGCCUAUCCAUAUGUAUGAUCAUGGACACGACCACACCCACGACCACGAUACCGACCGACACAAGAUCAUGACUUCCGCCUCUACAGCCAGAUUGGCUCCGAACGCCGUUGCGCCCUUCCUGGCCAAGCACGUCCCUGCGCAGUACGCUCCCCUUGGUGGCGUCGACCGAGACCAAAAUGCUCUCGAGCAGACACUUGAUCCCAACUCAAAAUUCUGUUACCGACAUCGUCCAGAUAUGCUGUGUCGUAAGCAGGCCGACGAGCCCUCUAUGGAGGCUCUGCAGAAAGAUCUUGAAGCCAUGCCACAAGAGGAUCGCCAGGGAAUAGUCCAGGUGUGGUCACUGUUCUCGGCUGCUCCAGCCAAACACCGGAAGCUUAUGCUACAGGGAAUACUCGCUCAGUGCUGCUUUCCCCAGCUCUCAUUCUUGUCGGCCAAUGUGCGCGAGCUCAUUCGCAUCGACUUCCUCGCCGCUCUCCCAGCGGAGGUUUCGUUUCGCAUUCUGUCCUUCCUCGAUACCACUUCGCUCUGCAAGGCCGCCCAGGUCUCACGCAAAUGGCGCCAGCUAGCCGACGAUGAUGUGGUCUGGCAUCACAUGUGUGAACAACAUAUCGACCGUAAGUGCGUCAAAUGCGGCUGGGGCUUGCCCAUGCUGGACCGCAAGCGUCUCCGAGCGACCAAGCGACAGAUGCAGCUGCGCGCUGCUGGACGUGGUCUUAAUGAGUGGUCACCCGCAAUUACGCCAAUCCCAGAGGAGUCUACUCUUGUGCAGCCACAGCACGAGCAGCUUGGUGCUCCUGCCAUCGAGCAGCAGUCUGAUGGUCGUUCAUCACCUGUCUCUAUUCGAAGUCGUCCUGGUGUUUCCUCGCAUGACAGCGACUACUUCCGGCGUACUCGUCCCUGGAAAGACGUCUACAAAGACCGCUUCAAGGUCGGUACCAAUUGGAAAUACGGUCGCUGCAAUGUAAAGGUCUUGCGGGGGCAUUCAAAUGGUAUCAUGGCUCUGCAGUUCAUCGACAACAUUCUUGCUACUGGCUCCUACGAUGCAACAAUCAAGAUCUGGGAUCUCGAUACAGGCGAAGUGCUCCGCACACUCGAGGGCCACACUUCAGGCAUUCGCUGCCUGCAAUUUGACGACAAUAAGCUCAUAUCUGGCUCAUUAGACAAGACCGUCAAAGUCUGGAAUUGGCGGACUGGCGAAUGCAUUGCCACUCACACUGGUCAUACCGAAGGCGUGAUCUCCCUGCAUUUUGACCAGAAGUUGGUCGCCUCUGGUUCUGCCGACAACACAGUUCGUAUCUGGAACUUCAAGGAGAAAACCACCUCCGUCCUUCGCGGGCAUACGGACUGGGUCAACAGCGUUCGCAUCGAUUCCGCAUCCCGGACUCUCUUUACCGCAUCCGAUGACUGCACAAUCAAUCUCUGGGAUCUAGAUACCGGCCGAGUCGUUCGCACCUACGAAGGGCACGUCGGUCAUGUCCAACAAGUGAUUCCACUUCCACCCGAAUUUGAAGCCGACGACCCUAUUGACGAUCAUCUCUCAACUAGCAGUCGCUCUUUUAGUGAGGCUGACGAAGGCACUGAGCUGAGAAGAACCGCGUCUGUUGAAUCCUCCGUUGAGAGCAAGCUCUUCCCAUGUCAGCCAGAUCGCCCAUUACCACCACGCUAUAUCCUUACAUCUGCCUUAGACAACACAAUCCGUCUAUGGGAGACAGCCACCGGCCGCUGCGUACGAACAUACUUCGGCCAUGUGGAAGGUGUUUGGACCAUCGCCGCCGAUACACUGAGAAUAGUCUCGGGCAGUCACGACCGCACUGUCAAGGUAUGGGAUCCACGCAGUGGAAAGAGCGAAAAGACAUUCGCAGGCCACGCCGGACCCGUGACAUGUAUCGGAUUAAGUGACGGGAGGAUGUGCUCUGGUGGAGAAGACGGCGAAGUGAGAGUCUAUGACUUUGCUUCUUGA
This is a messenger RNA of Cyphellophora europaea CBS 101466, 2055 nucleotides long. RefSeq lists its product as uncharacterized. Gene Ontology annotation, molecular function: protein binding. The transcript has a single exon. The coding region runs from base 1 to 2055 and encodes 684 amino acids. The record is from RefSeq and is a predicted model, not a curated record. NCBI's taxonomy places the organism in Eukaryota, Fungi, Ascomycota, Eurotiomycetes, Chaetothyriales, Cyphellophoraceae.